CUCUCUGUCACAGGUCUCUUUGAAGGCCUCUUCUUAACAAGAAGAGUUGGGAACAAGAGACACAGAGAGAGAAAGAAAGAGGGAAUUCUGUUCCAUUUGACAGUGGCUUACUGUUUGCAUGAAAGCUUGUUGGAGAAUUGAGAGGAGCUCUUUCUGAAGCUGCUAUUCAUCAAGCAAUGAACCACUAUGUUCCUGACUGGGCCAUGGAUGACGACUCUGGCUGCUUGACAGAUCUCCUUCCCAUGACAAAUCAGAAGAAACCAAUGGGACCCGAUAACGAGCUCAUAGAGCUGCUAUGGAGGAAUGGACAUGUCGUCAUGCACAGCCAGAGUCACCGGAGACCUCCCGCCAACGUCGAUGAGCUUAAACAAGCUCAGAAACCCGAUCAAGUGCAGAAGCACGAGCAGCAGCCGCUUGGGGGUUCCGGCAACCUGAUGCAAGAUGCUGACACUGGCUCGUGGUUCCAGUACCCUCUCGAUGACUCCUUCGAAAAGGAGUUCUGUUCCGAGUUCUUCCCUGAGAUCACAGGCGGCGCAGAUGCAGCUGCUGAUUCCGAUAAGAUCAGCAAAGACUUGGUUGCAGAAGAAGACAGGUUGGUAAGAUUCGGUUCGAGCAAUGCCUUGGCGGCGUCUGCUCCCAAGGACAACAACACCAUGCCCCCUCCCAAAUCACAUCUUAUGGGCACCACCACACCGCAGUCGUCCUGCUUAGAGAACGCUGGCGCUCUCAACUUCUCCCACUUCUCCAAGCAAGCGAAGGCCGAUUUGGGAUCCUCGAGAUGCCCACAGGGGCACAAGGGAGGUGGGAGCAGCAGCAAGGCAGGCGCCCAGGAGUCCUCGAUGAUGACGGUUGGAUCGAGUACCUGCGGAAGCAAUCAAAUCCAUGCCCACACCGAUCCGAGCAAUAAUUUGAGCCAUGAUGCAGCUGACAUUGUUACAGGGCUUGAGGAGGACACCAGGAUGAGGGUUCUCUCGGAGGGGAUGCAGUCCAAGGCACAUGAAUGCACCUUAACCUCGACGUCAGGUGGCUCUGGCUCCAGUUACGGAAGAACAGGACAGCAGAAUGCGAGUGAUCGGAGCCACAAGCGGAAGGCAAGAGACGACGUAGAUGAUUCCGGGUGUCAGAGCGAGGAAGUUGAGUACGAAUCCAUCGAGGAGAAGAAACCAGCUCAGCGACCGAUAUCCAAACGCAGAAGUCGUGCUGCCGAAGUCCACAACCUCUCGGAGAGGAGAAGAAGAGACAGAAUAAAUGAGAAAAUGAAGGCUCUUCAGGAUCUCAUACCUCACUGCAACAAGACGGAUAAAGCAUCAAUGCUAGAUGAAGCAAUCGAGUACCUGAAAUCACUGCAGCUGCAAGUUCAGAUGAUGUGGAUGGGAAGCGGCAUGGCGUCGAUGAUGUUUCCCGGUGUCCAACAGUAUAUUUCAACCAUGGGAAUGGGGAUGGGGAUGGGGAUGGGUCACGCUUCCGUGCCAGCCAUUCACGGUGCAGUUCAAUUGCCAAGAGUUCCAUUUGUGAACCAAUCUGUAGCCACAGCUUCUGGCACAAACCAGACAUCAUUCUUCCCCUCCCCAGCCAUGAACGCUGUAAAUUUCCCCAACCAGAUGCAGAACAUUCAUCUUCCUGAAUCAUAUGCCCGGUACCUUGGCAUGCCUAUCAUGCCAUCUCAUCAGGCAACGAAUUUUUGUACAUAUGGAUCUCAACCGGUGCAGCAGAAUCAGUCGGCAGGAGCACCUGGCGGCAGUCUCCGACCCGGUGCCGGAGGACCUAAUUGUGCAAGUACUGAGAACAACAGAUCUGGUUGAUGAUGACACUUCCAAGUCUGGAGUCUGCUCUAAUCUUUAACUCAGACAACUUCCGUCAUGGACUUCUCCUUGUUACUUAGUACUGAUGGCCUGUUGAAGCCAGAAUUUGCAGUGUAUAAUACAAAGGAAUGAGAAAAUUUUUCUGGUCUUCGGAUGAUCCAGAAAUUUGAGCUCAUACAAGUUACUUGUUUAUCUUAUUGUGUAAAAGAUCAAUAGAACACUACCUAUUUUUUUGUUUACCAUGAAAUAACCAUCCAUCAUCUGAUUAGGUGAUCUCUGAAAACAGUGAUGCAGACAUUUCCAUUGUACUAUGUAUUUCUAUCAACAUAUUACCUCUUCUCCA
This is a messenger RNA of Musa acuminata AAA Group (dessert banana), 2145 nucleotides long. Its product is annotated as transcription factor PHYTOCHROME INTERACTING FACTOR-LIKE 13-like. The coding region runs from base 177 to 1802 and encodes 541 amino acids. Gene Ontology annotation, molecular function: DNA-binding transcription factor activity; protein dimerization activity. Lineage: Eukaryota; Viridiplantae; Streptophyta; Magnoliopsida; Zingiberales; Musaceae. Gene Ontology annotation, biological process: regulation of DNA-templated transcription. The transcript has 9 exons. The record is from RefSeq and is a predicted model, not a curated record.